Messenger RNA from Penicillium angulare, 1749 nucleotides. RefSeq names its product epsin. The coding region runs from base 1 to 1749 and encodes 582 amino acids. Gene Ontology annotation, cellular component: endosome; clathrin vesicle coat; plasma membrane. The record is from RefSeq and is a predicted model, not a curated record. Gene Ontology annotation, molecular function: clathrin binding; phospholipid binding. Gene Ontology annotation, biological process: actin filament organization; endocytosis. NCBI's taxonomy places the organism in Eukaryota, Fungi, Ascomycota, Eurotiomycetes, Eurotiales, Aspergillaceae. The transcript is spliced from 4 exons.
AUGUCGAAGGUUGUGCGCAGUGUCAAGAAUGUCACAAAGGGGUACUCUUCUGUCCAGGUCAAGGUUCGAAAUGCUACAAGUAACGAUCCCUGGGGCCCGACGGGUACCGAUAUGGCUGAAAUCGCGGCUAUGACUUUUGGAAGCCCGAACGAGUUCUACGAGAUCAUGGAUAUGAUCGAUAAGCGACUCAAUGAUAAGGGAAAGAACUGGCGCCACGUGCUGAAGUCGCUGAAGGUUCUAGAUUACUGUCUGCACGAGGGUUCAGAGUUAGUAGUGACCUGGGCUCGAAAGAAUGUCUAUAUCAUCAAGACUCUGCGUGAGUUCCAGUACGUUGAUGAGGAGGGUCGCGACGUGGGUCAGAACGUCCGUGUGGCCGCAAAAGAACUCACCGCGCUGGUUCUGGAUGAGGACCGCCUGCGAAGCGAACGAUCUGACCGCAAGCUCUGGAAGACUCGUGUCAGUGGACUUGACGAGGGACAAGGAUUUGGCAAUGAACCCCCUCGCCGGGAGCGACGAGCUAGACGCCAGGGUGCCGACGAGGAUGAUACCGAGUACCGACUAGCUAUCGAAGCCAGCAAGGCCGAAGCCGAGGAGGAGCGCCGACGACGGGCCAAGGAGACAAACAACGGCCACGAAGAUGAGGACUUGGCCAAAGCUAUAAAACUCAGCAGGGAAGAGGAGGACUUGCGCAAACGAGAAUUGGAGGAAAGCAACGCCCAUGCGCUCUUUGACGACACUCCGGCUCAGGUUCAACCUACCGGGUUCAACCAGGGUUAUCAGCAGCAGGGUGCGGUCGACUGGUUCGGCAACCCCAUCAACGUUCAGCAACCCAUGACCACCGGAUACUUGAACAACCAAUACGCGCAACCUACUGGAUUCCAGCAGCAACCCACUGGUGCCAACCCUUACGCGAAUGGUUACCAGCAGCAAUCCGCGUUUGACCAGAAUCCCUACGGACAACAGCAACAGAACAACUUCCUGCAACCUCAGGCUGCCGCUCUUCAGCAGCAGAACACUGCAUUCCACAACAACAACCCAUACGGUGCCAACGAUGCCUUCUCCCAGCAGCAGCAGCAGCAGCAGCAGCAGCAGCAGCAGCAACACCAGCAGCCUCAGGAGAACUACCUGUCCGCCGGUACCAACAAUCCUUGGGGUUCGAAUCAGCCUGCCGAUGCAUUGAGGCCUAUGCCCACAGGCUCGAACAACCCAUUUGCUCAGCGUACUCAGAAUCAAUUCAACAGCCAACCCCAGUCUACAGGACCUCCAUCCCUCAACACACUUUCAGAGAACCAGGCAACAACGAAGUUCAACAACCCCAUUACCCAGUUCUCUCAGACAAAUCAGCAGCCAUUCAAUCAAGCCUCUCCUCAGACGCAUCAGAACCCAAUCUCCAACUUCCAAGCUCCUCAGCCACCAAAGAGCACUCCUCCCCAAAUAUCCCAAGACCCCCACACUGCUCGCCUAAACGCCCUCCUCGCUUCCGGCGAGGGCCAGGACACUUUCGGCAACGUUGGAGACCUUCGUAUCCCAGCUCAACACACUGCACCUGGCACUUUCGUUAACUCUGCUGGUCAAGGGUUGGACCGACUCCACGCUAACCAAACGGGUAGCAACCCCUUCUUCGGCCAGCAAUAUACCGGUGUGCCCCAGCAAACAGGCUUCAUGCAACAACAACAGCAACACCCCAACAGUAAUCCAUGGGGAGCUCAGCAACAGCCACAGCACGGUAACAGUCUCAUCGACCUGUAA